Messenger RNA from Papaver somniferum (opium poppy), 534 nucleotides. RefSeq names its product protein TIC 20-II, chloroplastic-like. NCBI's taxonomy places the organism in Eukaryota, Viridiplantae, Streptophyta, Magnoliopsida, Ranunculales, Papaveraceae. The coding region runs from base 1 to 534 and encodes 177 amino acids. The transcript has a single exon. The record is from RefSeq and is a predicted model, not a curated record.
AUGGCAGAUAUUAUCAAAAGUUCUGACUUAAUUGAUUGCUUGCGGCGAAGAAACAAGACAACUUCUACAAUCCCAGCUACAGACAUAUUAGUUUCAAUACUGAUGUAUUUGAUUCCGUUUCUGAAUGGAUUGAAACAUGGAACUUAUUUGUUCCACAAAUACCAUUUGCUAGAAUUAGUAUUUCAUCCAGUUAUACCAUUGCUCAAUUUCUACAAAUCAUUCCCAAAUGUUGGAUUAUUUGUGUUCUUCACUCUUUAUCUUGGGAUUGUUAGAGACAGGAAUUUCAGUAGAUUUUUUAGGUUUAAUUCAUUACAAGUUAUGAUUAUGGAUUUCAUGUCUGUUGUUCCUGAAUUGAUUAGGAAAGUGUUGGUGAGUGCGGAUACAAUGGAAGAGAUUGGGUUUAAGUCUGGAUUGUUGAAAAUUAGUCAUGAUGUUACCUUUAUGCUGACUGUUGUCGCGUUUGUUUACGCGUUUUGCAAGUGUGUUCUUGGUAGGAUACCUGAAUUUCCUGGUGUUACUCAUGCUGUUGAAUGA